AUUCUACUUUUACAUUUACUGAGUUUGUACUGAGUACUUACCUUUUUCACCAUCCACCAUUCACGCACAUGCUCAAUAUUUGCAGCUAGCACUUGUUCUAUGGCUUCGCGCAUUGUGCAAAGCAAGAACUAUUUGUGUAACAUUACACAACUGAUCCCACACAGCGUUCCCCAGCACCAGCCCGAAUCCCUGAUUGUUUCUGCUGCAUUCGCCUCCUUACCACGAUCACAGAAUCAUGCGGCAUUUGUAUCUGGUGUUGCCUUGCAUCGGAUUCCCCAGCGCGCGAAAAUAGCGCAAAGAUGGAUUGUCUGCAGUGACGUCGUGACCAGUCUCAAGCCUUUGACACAUAGUCGACCGUGUGGUGCGGGCCAGUUUUCACGUGGUGUGCACACAACUGCUGCACAUGCGCAGCCCAAUGGUGAAACGGUCAAGUGUAACCCCAAAAUUAAUGCCAGUCAUGCCGAGAAAAUUAAAAUAGAGUUCCCACUGAAUGACACUCACUACGACAUUAGUUCAAGUCGGAAUGACGAGAGAAUCAAUACAAGAGACCGGUUAAUUCGCAAAGUUAGACAUAUCAUCCAAUGCAAAUAUGGACCGAGAUAUGACGUGCAGCCCUAUGGAAGCUCAGUGUAUAUGCCAAUGGAAGUCCUGUCAAAAACGGGAAAUGGAGACCUGGAUCUUGUCGUGCUUGAUACCAAUUGGCCUCAAGGUUUUUCUCCAGAAAUGGACAUGAAGCAUCUACCUUCCAUCUACCAUACUAGAAAACUUGCUUUGACAAUGCGAUAUGCAGGCUUUACUGAUGUUGAAGCAAUUCCCUGGGCUCGGGUUCCCAUUGUUAAGCUCAUUGAUCCUGCAUCUGGGCUUCACAUCGACAUAAAUGUGAACGAGAGGCUGGGAUUAAUGAACACUGGCCUUAUCAAGACAUAUUGCGAUAUUGUACCCAGCCUUCGUUGUUUAGUAUCUGCCAUCAAAAAAUGGGCUCGUCCAAGGGCCCUCAAUCGACCAUCUGCCUCUGAAGCAACUCGAACUUUCAAUUCCUAUGCAUUGGUGCUUAUGACGAUUGGAUGGCUCCAGACACGGGACUUAGCUCCAAAUCUACAAGCUGACCUUCAGCCAAUGGAAUCCAACGAGCAUCUAUUCUGGAUGCGGCCACCAAAACCAUCCAAGCGGAUACCUUGUGACAUACGAUAUCGCAAGCCCACCAAGUGGGUAGCACCGCGCAUCGAUUCCCUGGACAACCUCGUAGAGCAAUGGUUCGGGUUCUGGGCUCAAUUUCGAUUUUCGCACCAUGUGAUAGACAUCAAGCGGGGAGGCAUUUUCCCCCGUAUUUCGCAUUUCGAAGAAACUGCGGAACUUGACCAUGUCUCCCGAGGUCCUCGACCUGAACCCCACAACAGUUGGUCAGCAUUUCUCGGUCCAGAUGUGGAUUCGAAGACAAUGCUAGAGAGCUAUCCUAUUUCUGUCGUAGACCCAUUCAUUCGAUCAAGAAACGUCACCAGGGGCAUUAACGCUCAAGCAUUGCGCAUGUUUCAGGAUGAGUGCGCGGGUGCUGUCGAGUUAUUGAAGCUCGGCACUGAUAUGACGGACAUCAUUGAUGGAUUUAACAUGCUCAAGCAGGAUUACAAUGGACAUUGGACGACUAGGCUACAGCGGAGUCGAAAGGACCUUCACGGCCAGUCCACAACAAUCCUGAAAGCGCAUGCUGAGGAGGCUGAUGCUAUUCCUCGCUGGAACCUUGUUUCACGACAGCCACCUAAAUCGGCUGAUGUUCUGCGACACAAGGACUCAAAACGUAAUGAUCUAUCUGUUGAUGGAUCAUCAUCAGACAGCCUCGAACCGUCUCAUAUAGCAAAUGAGCAAAUCAGGGACGAUGAAGAAGGCUUUGGGCUAAAGUCGUCUUACUUUCAGAAGACUCGUCGCGUUUGAAAGGCACGCAUUGCACAGUGGCACGCACGGGGUGCCCUAACGCGUCUAAAGAUCUUGCUGUUACGACACUCCUCACAGCAUAUAUACCCACAUUACCUCAUGGCGUGGGGCAGUGUUAUGAUGAUCAACGUCGGGCACCCGCCGGUAGUGGCGUCCAAACCAGUGCUAACUUGAUGAUAGUAAGCAGAGAUCAUGAGAAGAACAGUAUUAAUAUUGCGAAUGCUGUGACGGAAGAUAUCUAACGGCGACCACAUCAUAUGCGUACAAUGAGCCAAUAAGACGGAUAGA
This is a messenger RNA of Suillus subalutaceus, 2214 nucleotides long. RefSeq lists its product as uncharacterized. NCBI's taxonomy places the organism in Eukaryota, Fungi, Basidiomycota, Agaricomycetes, Boletales, Suillaceae. Bases 100 to 1926 code for a protein of 608 amino acids. The record is from RefSeq and is a predicted model, not a curated record. Gene Ontology annotation, molecular function: nucleotidyltransferase activity. The transcript has 12 exons. Gene Ontology annotation, biological process: RNA 3'-end processing.